Molecule: messenger RNA, 309 nt
Organism: Aspergillus melleus
Lineage: Eukaryota; Fungi; Ascomycota; Eurotiomycetes; Eurotiales; Aspergillaceae
Exons: 2
Coding region: 1-309 (102 amino acids)
Cellular component (GO): cytoplasm
Molecular function (GO): aralkylamine N-acetyltransferase activity
Source: RefSeq, a predicted model, not a curated record
AUGUCUUCUUUCCCUCAACUAGCGCAUCUGAACUCCUUCACACGGACACUGACCUCGGCGGACGUGAAAGACUGUGUGACUGUCGAAAGCGCCUUUCCUGAACAGGAGCGCUGCUCGGAACAGAAGUUUCUCUACCGUCUGAAUAAAUGCUCCGACCUCUGCCUUGGUCUAUUCGUCCACCCUACUGAGGCGCAAACACCCCAGCUCAUCGCCCACGUCAUCGCCACGAGGACCUCAUCAACUCGAGUCACAGACGGAAGCAUGGAAAUGCCCGAGAACUGGACAUCACUGCCGCCGACGAGGUCGUGA